UGCAAAGUUACAUUCUUUAUUCCUUUCAGAUCUAAAAAUUUUAUUCGGUGCUUUCUUUUUGUAAUAUAUAUGCCUCUUGUAACUUUUGGAUUUCCCUUUUGAGCAUUGAAUUUUAUUGAUUAUAUUUUUUCCUGUUUGCUUUCUGGGUUGUUUUUCUAAGGUGCAAAAUACCUUGUAAAAUGGAAGGGAUUGUAGUUAGAAGGGUGAUUCCUUCAGACAACAGUUGCCUUUUUAAUGCUGUUGGAUAUGUUAUGGACCAUGACAAAGAUAAAGCUCCUGAGUUGAGACAGGUUAUAGCAGCGACUGUGGCAAGUGAUCCUGUAAAAUAUUCUGAAGCUUUUCUUGGAAAGCCCAAUGAAGAGUAUUGUAUUUGGAUUCAGGAUUCAGAGAAGUGGGGAGGUGCCAUAGAACUCUCAAUAUUAGCGGAUUAUUAUGGACGUGAGAUUGCAGCAUAUGAUAUUCAGACCACAAGAUGUGAUUUAUAUGGCCAGGAAAGGAAAUAUUCUGAAAGAGUCAUGCUGAUCUAUGACGGGCUUCAUUAUGAUGCUUUAGCUAUGUCUCCAUUUGAGGGAGCUCCAGAGGAGUUUGAUCAGACCAUAUUUGCUGUACGGAGGGACAGGACCAUAGGGCCAGCAGAGGGACUUGCUCAGAAUCUUGUUAAGGAGCAACAAAGGAAAAGGAGUUACACUGAUACUGCCAACUUCACUUUGCGCUGUGGAGUAUGCCAAAUUGGGGUGGUUGGCCAGAAAGAAGCUGUGGAGCAUGCUGAAGCAACAGGGCAUGUUAAUUUUCAGGAGUAUAGAUGACAGUAACCAUGUCAGAAACCAAACAAAACGUAUCCAUUUUGUUUCACUGAACUGUGACCUCAGAAUUUCCCUGGCUUGCUGAAGAACCAAUAAGCAUUUUACUGUUACCUCUGGAAUGUGUUGUAGAAUUGAAAAGAUAUACUACUUUGUUUUCUGGAAAUAUGUUCAAAUAUAUCAAUUGCCUGUUAGAUGCAA
This is a messenger RNA of Mangifera indica (mango), 1001 nucleotides long. RefSeq names its product OVARIAN TUMOR DOMAIN-containing deubiquitinating enzyme 2. The coding region runs from base 180 to 806 and encodes 208 amino acids. The record is from RefSeq and is a predicted model, not a curated record. Gene Ontology annotation, molecular function: cysteine-type deubiquitinase activity. Gene Ontology annotation, cellular component: nucleus; cytosol. The transcript has 9 exons. Gene Ontology annotation, biological process: endoplasmic reticulum unfolded protein response; protein deubiquitination. NCBI's taxonomy places the organism in Eukaryota, Viridiplantae, Streptophyta, Magnoliopsida, Sapindales, Anacardiaceae.